This is a messenger RNA of Cladophialophora immunda, 3471 nucleotides long. RefSeq lists its product as uncharacterized. The transcript is spliced from 2 exons. The record is from RefSeq and is a predicted model, not a curated record. The coding region runs from base 193 to 3471 and encodes 1092 amino acids. NCBI's taxonomy places the organism in Eukaryota, Fungi, Ascomycota, Eurotiomycetes, Chaetothyriales, Herpotrichiellaceae.
AACAAGCAUCAUCAUGUGUUAGUCACCAGCCCAAAAGUGUUUAUCUUGCUUCACUUCUUGCGUUUGGGCAGUACUGGAUCAGCAAUCAAUCCAACCGACAAAGUCAGCGUUUCCACUAUUUCAUUCUUUAGAACAAUCUCCUACUGAAACCAUCCACUCUUUUAUUUUUCAGGGUACACCGACGAUACAGUCAUGGAGGUCCCUUGCAGAUGGACUGAUUGCUGGAAGCUAGUCUCGUUCCCCAAUCUUCCCCGGCAUAUCCAGGAGAUACACGGUCUCACUAGUGGCUUUGGAUGCGAUUUCUGCGGUCUUUAUGAUACAUCCAGUCAAGCAGAGCAAGUCAUCCGCUCUCACAUCGCCCAAGAACAUCCGAGGCAAGCUGCAUUUGUACGCCCUACCACCCGUGCCUUAGCACACAGCUAUCGACGCCGACUCAUAGAAACAAACCCAGCUGUGAGAGGAGUGGCAUUGAAUUCCUACUGGACUCGUCAUCAUGCGGACAGCGUUAGCACAUCGGAGCAGCAUGACAAUCAACCUGAAUAUCUACUCACAUCCGUGCAGUCCGCCGGACAGUUCGACCUCCUAGCUACUCAGAACCAGUCUGACCAUUCAGAAACUCCGACGCAGUUCAUUUCUCCCAAGAGUUAUGAACAUCCCGGGCGUUCGAACCAUCUUGAACCUUCCAAGGCACUGCAUUCCUAUAUAACUCCUGAAGAGCAAAUCUACAUCGAUCCCCUCCAAGCACAAGAGAACCAUGAACCUCAUCAAAAGAGACGGGAAUAUGUCGAGCCUCCUAGAAAGCCCUGCCGAGAUUGCGGUGCCCUGGUCUCCUAUGCAAACGCUGCCAUCCGACGACACAUUCGUGAUCACCAUCCCAUCAUCGUCGAUUUGAAUCAUGUUUCAAUGUUCGAUGAUCUCGAUGCUAUUGCCAGUAGCGACUCACUGGAAGAUUGGAAGUACUUUGCCACUCUUGCCGAGCAAGAGGAAAGCGAUCAUGAACAACAUGAAAAGAUAUUCGAUGCAGAUGAAGACAGUGGUGAUGAAGAUGGAGAUGGUGAUGAAGAUGGAGAUGGUGAUGUUCAAGAUACCGUCGUCAAAGAAGCGUCAAGAGGAUCAAUGGAUUGGAACUUCAAAGAACAAGACAUCAGCCUCGUUUCGACCUACAAGACAUCAACAAUGCGUGCUAAUCUCUUGAAUAUUGCGGAAACGAGUCUGCGAAGAAAAAUUUUGAGUUGCAUCGAUGGGUCGACGGUCAAGCAUGUCGCGGACGUCUUUGGAAAGCAUGAAACGAAGCUUGUUGGGUCUUGCACGUAUCGUGUUAGCCAGAGGCUGCCAAGCUAUGUGAAGCUUUCUCCCAACCUCGACAACGUGGUCUUCGCGAUGUUCAGAAACAACCGCUGGGAAUGUAAGGUCCCUCAUUGCGGAGCCACGUUUAAGCAUGUAGUUGGUAUCGAUAUGCACCUACAGGCACACGGCACAAUACGUCUCACCAAGUGGUAUUGUGGCGAUGUCAGUUGUUCUACCGGAAAGGAAAAAGUCUUUAACGAUCGUGCUGCGUUUGACUCACACAUCACGACGGUUCAUAUGGGCUCGCAGUAUAGCAAUGCAGCUGGACGACGAGUGCCUAAGAUUGAGAUCCUGCUCACCAGUCUCAUUGGGAAAUUGAAAAAUCCUCUAACCCAGCAAAGCAAGGAAGAAGCGGUCACUUGCCUUCAACCCAACCCCUGCGAGGGAGAUCAGCACGUGAAUCAGGUAUUCUAUCGGGUUCAAACAUCCACGGGCACCGUGGAUAUGCUCGAAAAAAAUGCCCUGGAAUACCUCUUGGAUUAUCAUGGCCUGAGCUCUUCUUCCGGAGCUAAAUCGGGUGCACUCCUCAGACAUCUUCGGUGGCCGGACGGAGUAGUGGCAGAGAGGAUUGAAACGCCGGCAGGAAAAGAUCAAUCUAACAAAGUUGAUCAAGCAAGAGAUCAAGCAAGAGACUACCGGUCGCGCAGGUAUACUCACCAGUGCCCUUGGCCAGAUUGUGAGUAUAUGACAAGCCAUCCUCCGCUCAUUCGCCUCCAUUUCUUGAAAUCUCAUCUAGAGUGCAUGUGGGGAUGCCCUGAGAAGGGUUGUGAGUAUGCCAUGUAUCGGGAACCUGAGCUUCUGGAACGUCACAGAAUGCAGUGCCAUAUUGGCAGCCCUCUCCAAUGCGGCCAUCAACACUGUAGCCAAGCGUAUUUACGCGACCAUCUCGCAAGCAGAGGCCAUCUGAACCACGCUACUCUCCGUCGGCACUUUGAGACCCAUUUCAAUCGAGGUCGAAAUAGCCCUCAGCUUCCAACUCGAAUCCGGGACUCAGGUUUAUUGAGUACAGUUCGCGUGCCUGAAGGGAGGCUCCCCUCGGAUGACGAAUACUGGAACACCUAUGCUGGACGCAGCUCGGCGUACCUAGACGCGGAGCGCCGAUCCAGUCGAAAAUCACAGAAUUACGAGUUCCUAGGUGGCCGCGAAGAUGUCGUUUUUCAGGGUCAGACGAUGACUUGUUCCGGAUUUUGGUAUCAUGAUCGCCACUUCUCUUGUGUGGACUCUAUUCCUUUGAAUCUGGAGACAGCCAUGUUGAUCUUUGCCCCGAGAUUGCUACGAUAUACAGUGGCACCGACGUGUGACUAUUGUAUCCACGUUAUGUCGUUGAUCUCACGGCCUUUAGCGAGUCUGCCGCUGCCAUACUGUUUUGGAGACAAGUCUGGCCUGGAGCCGAAGAUUCGAGUUGGUAUUGGUCAAUUCAUCAACAACCACGCCUCCUUUGAAAUGAUGAUGCAACAAGAGCCUCUAAGGAUCCCCCCUAGAGCAGAGGAGUACAGACACUUCAAGUUGACACUUCCCUGGCGUAUUUUCAUUGUCGAUUUUGAAACGGUGUACCGCCAGGAGCGAAGAAAUCUGCCCCAAUAUCUCCUCGAGCUUACUGUUCGUGAUGGAAAUGGUAAAAUCAUUGUGAACUGCGUUAUCAACAAUGAAGGGGUCACUAACACCAUGUUCGAGGCUGAAGUUCGGCGCGCAGGGUAUACCUGUCCAGGGAAGCUAGGGCUUAUAAGACAUCGAGGGCCUACGGAGAACAAACUCCCUCACAACGCGAAAACGCCAAAGGAGAUAGUUGACAUCCUGAUUGCUGCAGGCUUGAACCGUAACAUACUCUGGAUAGAAUAUUCCAGAGGCUACUUUGACCGAGGUUGCAUGGAGCUUCUCAUUAAACAAGCUGGAAUGUCACCCGAAUCGAUCCUUCCGCCUCCUGAAAGAUGCUGGACAGUUCUGCAAGAUUUGAUGCUCUGCUUACCAGGACUGGGAUCUUACAAACUCGGUCGCAUUGCUCGGUUGAUGAACCCAGAGAAUCCAGAUUUGCAGCGACUGCAUUUCUCAGAUGCGGAUACUGCGGUUCUCUUCGACGUUCUCAACCUCUGGGUCUUCAAGUAUGGAAGAUCCGAGGCGGCAUAA